Sesamum indicum (sesame) is the source of this 1996-nucleotide messenger RNA. RefSeq names its product pectinesterase 1. The record is from RefSeq and is a predicted model, not a curated record. Lineage: Eukaryota; Viridiplantae; Streptophyta; Magnoliopsida; Lamiales; Pedaliaceae. Gene Ontology annotation, molecular function: enzyme inhibitor activity; pectinesterase activity. Gene Ontology annotation, biological process: cell wall modification.
CUUCCUAUAAAAAGACAAUAAUGAAAGCAUCACCCACACCCACACCCACACAGCAACACCCAACUAUCAAAACCUCUCUCUGAAUCUCACCCCAAGAACUCUCACAUUCCCGACACUGAUAUCCACCUGAUACAAUUCGUGCUCGCCGCCGCCUGCAAUGGAUUCCGUCAAGUCCUUCAAGGGCUACGGCAAAGUAGACGAGCUUGAAGCUGCGGCAUUCAGAAGAAAAACCCGCAAGCGUCUCAUCGUUAUUUCAAUCUCAGUAGUUCUCUUGGUAGUUCUCAUUGUCGGAGUUGUCGCCGGAACUGUAGCUCACAAAAACAAGAAGAGGGAUUCCGGCGAUGCUUCCGCCACUUCCACCGCCGCAGCGAUUAAAUCCAUCUGCAGCGUGACCCAGUACCCAAAUUCGUGUGUCAGCAGCUUGGAGUCUUCCAACUCCUCAAACCCGGAGCGGAUUUUCCAGUUCUCAUUGUCGGUGGUGAUGGAUUCUCUGGAGAAGCUGUCCACGCUUCCCGACGAGUACAUGAACAGAACGGAAGACCCGUUGGUGAAAGAAGCGCUGAGAGUGUGCGGUGACGUGCUAAACGACGCCGUUGACUCCCUCAACGACACCAUAUCCUUGAUGCAGGACGGCGGCCGGAAGCUUAUCUCCAGAACCGACGACUUAAGGACGUGGCUGAGCACCGUCGUGACGGAUCAAGAAACGUGCUUCGACGCUCUGGAUGAGGUAAACGCGACUUUCGUGGAGGAAGUCAAGCUUCUGAUGAAGAACUCCACGGAAUUCGCGAGCAACAGUUUGGCCAUUGUGUCCAAAAUCCUCGGCGCAAUCGGGGAUUUCAAGAUUCCGAUCCACAGGCGGUUGUUGGGAGCCGGGGGGUCUGGUUUCCCGACGUGGGUUGCGGCGGGCGACAGGCGACUGCUCCAGGAGAGUGCGCCGAAGCCGGACGUGACGGUGGCAGCGGACGGCAGCGGAGAUGUGAAGAGCCUGAAAGAGGCAGUGGAUAGGAUUCCGAAGAAGAGCAAGACGAGAUUCGUGAUAUACGUGAAGGCGGGUGAAUAUGUGGAGAAUGUGGUGUUAGACAAAUCCUACUGGAAUCUGAUGAUAUACGGCGACGGCAAGAAUGCGACCAUCAUCUCCGGCAGCAAGAAUUUCGUGGACGGUACUCCCACUUUCUCCACCGCCACCUUCGCGAUUGCUGGAAGAGGAUUCAUUGCUCGAGAUAUAGGCUUUAGAAACACGGCUGGAGCGGCCAAGCACCAGGCCGUGGCUUUUCGGUCCGGCUCCGACCAAUCCGUGUUCUACAGGUGCUCAUUCGAUGCCUUCCAAGACACUCUCUACGCCCACUCCAACCGCCAAUUCUACCGCGAAUGCGACAUAACCGGGACGAUCGACUUCAUCUUUGGCAACUCGGCAGUUGUGUUCCAAAACUGCAACAUCAUGCCCAGACAGCCUAUGCCCAACCAGUUCGUGACAAUAACUGCCCAAGGAAAGAAGGAUCCGAAUCAGAACACUGGGAUUUCCAUCCAACGGUGCACGAUGAGCCCACUUGACACUCUCACUGCCCCAACGUAUCUGGGCAGGCCAUGGAAGGAUUUCUCAGUGACUGUUAUUAUGGAGAGCAGCAUUGGUGGAUUCUUGGACCCGAAAGGCUGGAUUUCAUGGGUCUCCAAUGUGGAUCCACCAAACUCCAUUUUCUACGCGGAGUAUCAGAAUACGGGGCCGGGUGCCAGCACUAGCAACCGGGUUACAUGGGCCGGGUACAAGCCCACCCUUACGGCGGAUCAGGCCUCCAAAUACAAUGUGGAAUCCUUCAUUGAGGGGUCGUCUUGGUUACCGGCUACAGCGGUGACCUUUGAUUCAACCUAGUCAAACACAACCCUAAUUGUCUAUACUUGUUUUCUUUUGUCCUCUGGCAUUUAAAUCUUGUAACAUUAAUUUGAAUUUUGAUAAUUGUGUUUCUAAUUAUCAUUUUUAUUUAUUUUUGCCUCUUUUGAU